Messenger RNA from Eruca vesicaria subsp. sativa (arugula), 1227 nucleotides. Lineage: Eukaryota; Viridiplantae; Streptophyta; Magnoliopsida; Brassicales; Brassicaceae. The record is from the annotation of a GenBank genome assembly.
AUGAGCGGCAAGAAAAGCUACAACGGAACAUCUGAUACCCCGUCAUGGUCGAGGAAGAUGGUACAGAGUUUGAAAGAGAUUGUGACCUGCCCCGACGCAGAGAUCUAUGCAGUGCUCAAGGACUGUAACAUGGAUCCUAAUGAAGCCGUUAAUCGCCUCCUCUCCCAAGAUCCUUUUCACGAAGUUAAGAGCAAAAAAGAAAAGAAGAAAGAGUCCUGUUCUGACAAUUUUAAUCAGAAACUUAGUGUCCCUAUAUGCACCUCUGUUUUCAAAAUAGGGAUAUACCGGAUUCCCGGCCAUGAGGCUAUAGUAACAGUUACAACCGUGGGACUAGAGGUGGUUCUGAUCGUUAUGCUGGAGGACCUGGAAGAAGUGGAACUACAUCUUUCAGCUCUAGUGAGGCUGGGAGGUUCCCAUGAAAAACUACAAACAAGAGAGAGAGCGAGAAGCAGACUUAUGCAGCUUCUUUUUCUUCUACAUCUGGAGAAUCGAGCCACCAUCAGAUGCCACACAGCUGCCGGUCAGAUGUCUAUGGCUGACAUUGUGAAGAUGGGUAGACCUCAUAACAAGAUAACGAACUCACAAAAAAAUCAUGAGCAUGACAUUGCUGCAAAUCAACAUGUACCUGUAAAAGAUCAGUGGCCCUCGAUUGAAAAGCUGACGGCUGCUAGCACUGCUUCUGUAUCAGUGGAACCAACUGAGCCAGAGAUAUGCAAUGGUCCAGCAGAUUACCAGUCCAGUAGAGGAGGAGAUCGACAACUGAAGGAUCAAUUGGAAGUUACACAGAGAGCAGACAAUGGCCCCUUUGGAAAUCUUGGAAGAGAUCAGGUCCAGGCUGACACUGUCGCUGGUGGAGUUGUUCCAGAAGAUGAAUCUGGAGUGUCAUCUGAGUUUGAUGAUAAUCCUUACAGACACGAAAUGCAGAACCAUCCUGUUGAGCACCAGAGAGAUGAAGAUAAUGUUUCGUCUGUUGCUGUCAACCUUCAAGAAUUAAGCGUAGAGAACCAUGAUAAAUACUCAUCCCAUGAUGAGGAUAGACUUGCUGUCGUAAUUCCAGAUCAUCUGCUAGUCUAUACAGAAGAGUGCUCACAGUUAAGCUUUGGAAGCUUUGGAGCAAGACAUUUGAACAACAACUUAGAAGAGGCAUCUAAUGUAGCUCCACAGAUUGAAGAUUCUGAUGCUAGGCAUGCCCUCAUUACUGAUUUUCCUUUGCUAAAUAGUUUCUGA